Arachis stenosperma is the source of this 640-nucleotide messenger RNA. RefSeq names its product VQ motif-containing protein 1. The coding region runs from base 138 to 509 and encodes 123 amino acids. The record is from RefSeq and is a predicted model, not a curated record. The transcript has a single exon. Lineage: Eukaryota; Viridiplantae; Streptophyta; Magnoliopsida; Fabales; Fabaceae.
AAUAACCCAAUUAAAUUAAGCCCUUUUCACUCCCAAAAGAAGAAGGAAUAAAAAUCAUCUAGCUAGAGAAAGCUUCUGGGUUUUUCUUCUUUUAGUUUUUCUUUUUAUUACUUUAAAUUAUAAUAUUUUGUUGAACAAUGUCUGGUUAUGGCGGUGGAAGCAACAAGGGUCCAGUGAAGGUUGUGAUUAUAAACACGCAAUAUGUGGAAACUGAUGCUACAAGCUUCAAAUCUGUGGUUCAGAAGCUAACUGGUAAAGACUCUUCUGAUGAUUAUGGGAAACCUCGUCAUGAUAAGCUGAGAGAUCACCAUCAUCAUCAUCAAAGGAAGAAUUAUUACAAUAAUAAUAAUAAUAAUAAUCAUGUUCAUGUGCCUGAUUCUUCUUCAUCAGCAGGUAACAAUAAUAAUAAUGGUUUUGUAAACCAGUUUUUGAUUAGAGAUAUGUCGUUUAAGGAGUUUGAUAGGUUGUUUAGUCAGAUGCCACCCAUAAACGACAUUUUGUCCGAGUAAAUAACAUCUAUUUUACAAUGAUUAUUAUUUAUUAAUUCGUGUUUGAGUUCUUUCUGCUGAGAACUUUUGUGUAGUAUAUUAUGAUUUGUAAGUAAUUUUAUAAAUGUAUGUUCAUUAAUUGAACUUAGACA